UUCAAGGGCCCCUCCUUGAAAUCUUCUUAUAAAAACCCAAUCUUCUCUGACCUGACAAACCAUUGCAAAUCCCUGCAAGACAGAUCCCAGACAUGAUGCUGCCUCCCACAGCCCUCCACAGCAUGUCCUGGAUGCUGCUUUCCUGCCUCAUGUUCCUGGCUCAGGUCCAAGGUGAAGACUCCCCGAAUGAUGUGCCCGCUCCACGGAUCAGCUGUCCCACAGGCUCCAAGAUUUAUGCCUCCCACUGCUAUGCCUUCUUUAUGACACCGAAAUCCUGGGUGGAUGCUGAUUUGGCCUGCCAGAAGAGGCCCUCGGGACACCUUGUGUCCGUGUUCAGUGGGGCUGAGGCAUCCUUUGUGGCCUCCCUGAUCAAGAACAGUGCGAACACCUACUCAAAUAUCUGGAUUGGGCUCCAUGACCCCACAGAGGGCUAUGAGCCCAAUGCAGGUGGAUGGGAGUGGAGUAGUGGUGAUCUGCUGAAUUACCUUGCCUGGGAGAAAGACCCCUCCACUAUUGCAAACCCUGGCUAUUGUGGGAGUGUGUCAAGAAGCACAGGAUAUCUGAAAUGGAAAGAUUACAGCUGCACUACAAGGCUACCCUACAUCUGCAAGUUCAAGGGCUAGGUCUGAAGAAAUGUUGGGAGCCAGAGUUUUGCAUGCAGCUCAUCAUGGACUUGGGACCAAGUGUAAAGUCUACCACAGAAGAAAAUAUUCUCCUAUACCUCUAAACUUGACCAUCUCAUUAUGACCUUCCCUACUUGUCAGCCCCAUUUCAAACCCCUCUGUGUUUUCCAUAAUUUAACUUCCAAAUGGCAAAAUUAAAAA
Mustela erminea (ermine) is the source of this 824-nucleotide messenger RNA. RefSeq names its product lithostathine-like. Bases 93 to 623 code for a protein of 176 amino acids. The transcript is spliced from 6 exons. Gene Ontology annotation, biological process: antimicrobial humoral immune response mediated by antimicrobial peptide; positive regulation of cell population proliferation; response to peptide hormone. Lineage: Eukaryota; Metazoa; Chordata; Mammalia; Carnivora; Mustelidae. Gene Ontology annotation, molecular function: oligosaccharide binding; peptidoglycan binding; signaling receptor activity. The record is from RefSeq and is a predicted model, not a curated record.